Messenger RNA from Rhopilema esculentum, 3421 nucleotides. RefSeq lists its product as uncharacterized. Gene Ontology annotation, cellular component: mediator complex. Gene Ontology annotation, biological process: regulation of transcription by RNA polymerase II. NCBI's taxonomy places the organism in Eukaryota, Metazoa, Cnidaria, Scyphozoa, Rhizostomeae, Rhizostomatidae. Gene Ontology annotation, molecular function: transcription coregulator activity. The record is from RefSeq and is a predicted model, not a curated record.
GGCUGGUCGUUUCGAAGCACGGUCACUGAUUUGUGAGCACGGUCGACAAAAUGGUGGAAGAAUAGGCCUUCUCAGAGAUAAAGCUUACCCGAAAAAAGCUUAUGAUCCUGCAUAGAUAUGGAUCCCUACGGCAAGAUGAAUCUUGGAAAACUUACUGAACAGCUUCAAGAAUAUCUUACAAAGUUUGGAAAUGGCCUUGGCCUUUUAGACGAAGAAGACAAGGGUGCAAGAGCUCAUCCGUAUGGCCCAAUCAAUAGUUAUGGAGAACUUGGAGAUAUUCAUCAAAUAAUAAAUGCAAUGAAGCUAAGAUGUGAUCAGCUAAAAUCAUCAGAGAAUGCAGUCAAAGUUUUGAAAUUCUCUCAGGAAAGCCAUUUGCAAGAAGAAAUUUCAAACCCAUUGAAGUCUUGCCUGAAAGACACUAUUGAAAAACUCAGGAAUGCAGCUCCAGAUUUGACGCUAAAGUCUGUUUUGCAAAAGCUUCAAGCAAUCAGCGAGGAGACUGGGCUGAAGUUUGAUCAUGGCGGACAAACUGGAACUGACUGCUUCAUUAGUUCUGAUAUGUUUUAUUUUGAGAUUAAACUAAACAGCACUGGUGGCAUCAUCGAUGUGCGUGAGCAGCUUCAUAGUGGAGAACCAAAAAGCUGCCGAGAGCUGGCAGACAUAUUGAGAGAACGGAACUACAAGGAGUUCAAAACCAGACUAAAAGGGCUUGCUGAUCUGUACAGAAUAAAAGUUGACACGUUUAUGAAAUCAUCACAAAUAUUUGCUGCAUUAGAGGCCGUGGAAACAGAUAUUAUUAAAUUGUCGAGAGUUAAAGAAGGGUUUCUUGAUGAGCUGGAGGCUUUGAAUAACAGUCUUGUAGGAUACAUUUUUCAACGACAAGGAGGCCAACUCAUGCAGUUGACUUUUUUCGCAAACCCAAUUGAAAUUACUUGUAAGCAAAGCCAGGUUUCAAGCUCUGAAAAUAAUGUGAUUUCAAGAGACUUCGGGCUAUCGUCGGAAAUCGCCGUUGAAUCUGCAAACACAUAUCGUCUUCCUACUUCGAGUCUCGUCAUUGUUGAUGAUCAAAAUAGGGUAAGGUAUGGUAAUUUAGACAGCAAUAACAGUGACGAGCUGCCUGCUUCCUUGGUCAUGCGCCUGACUAAACCAUUUCCAAUCUCUGCGAGCUGUUUGAAUGAGAUCCAUACAAUAUUAACGAAAUCAGCCUCAGAUCAAUUCGUGCAUGCAUCCGAGGCUUCAUUGGACAACCUGGUAAUAAAAAAGGAGUUGAAUAUGAAAAGCCGCGAAGAUUGGAGCCGUAAACCGCUCCUUGUAACCCUGCCAGAUGAAGGCCACGUUUAUCGAAUCUCACCUUCAGAUACUGCUGCCAACAUUGGGUUUGUUAUUGUGCGACUGCCAUUUCAGCAUCCGAGUCAGGUACCCUUGAUCAUUAAGGUUCUCAGAAGGCAGGCGGUGUACAAUUUGUUGCUUACUAGUUGCACAGGGAAACAAACAGAAGUUCUGGGUAAAGAGAAUUUAAAGUAUUUUGACGUGAAAGCCACAGAUUCAAGUUCCAUUGAAGUAUCUUUUCAGCAUCCUCUUCACAUGAGCAUGUGUUCAGUCAAUUUUGUUGUUUCCUCACAUCGAAAUGUGCAAGCAACCUUGAUUACAGCACCUGGGGCCCCUGUAUUUUGCAGCCAGGUGUACAUGGAAAAUGUCGUCAACAGAUGCCUGUCAAUACCGAUUACGAUGCGAUGUAUACUGAGAAAGGCUGCGUGCUUUGUACCUAGCAAGUCAGCUGAUGUGGAUGUCCCUACUUCCAAAGAUGAAUCAUCCCGACCCAAACAGCUGAAGCUACUUAUUCCGUCUUUCACAAUGGAUAAUUCCGGUUCAAUACCUUUGGUAUCACCUGGUAUUCGUACAAACCUUCUUCCGACCUUCUCUUUAGGCUCGGACUCAGCAUCCGGGUCUUCCUUUCAGUUUCCAGUCCCGGAUCUAGCAGCUACCCUUCCAGGUGGAUACACAAAGCCAGCAUUUGCGUCACCCAAGAAAGGAAAAGACCCAUUGGGGAAGCCAGCAACACCCGGUACUCCUAAAUCUAGAACUAUGAAGUUACCAAAGAUAACUUUGAAAAGAAAGCGUGACGGAGAUGAGUAUGAGAUCGACAAGGAAAAGUCGAAUUUCGACGUUUUAGAAGAAUCGGAUGCACAAACAAUUGCUGAGAGUUUAGCAGACGAUGCUAAGCAAAUUCUUGACCAAUCAGGUGUCAGUUCUAAGCGAGAUGGGGCCCAAUUGAUCACUGAGAAUCAGGCCAUUCAAGGCCAACAACCAAGAGACCUUUCAUUUACAACUAGCAACAUGCCUUUCGAUCUUUCAGUUGAUAAUUUAUCCACAAAUGCAAUAAGCAUAAAUUCGGUUGGUGAGUUGGAAGGUCUUUUAGGCCCAAGCAUCGAUGUUUCGUCGUUGAUGGGUAGUGGUUUAGUAACUCAGCUUGGAAUUGCUGGCUCCACGUUUCCAGAUGGAUUCUCUGGUAUAACAUCAACAGAAGGUGUCUCAGAGAAUCAAGUAGAAGCAUUUGAUUUGGAUGCAAUAUCCGGAGGCUCAAAUAUAAGCUUCGGUGUUGAUGACUCGUUAAGCGGCGUUCAGGGGGCUGCCAUUGACCCUUCUAUGGUCGUGAGCUCUUCAGCCUCACUUUCGAAUGCACCGGUUUUUGAUGUCCACCAGUCCCUUAUUGACAUUGAUUCAUUUAUAAUGGGUGCCGAAGAAGGUGGAAAGUCGACAGCAAACCAGUCCUCAAUGGGUGGAGAAUAAUUUAUGGAACAGAUUUAGUAGCAGUAAUUAUCAUUAUUUAUGUAGAGUAUGGUCACCGAAAUGUACUAUAGCCGGUGGUGUCUGAGAACUGUCACUAUUGAUGCCAAUAUGCAACAGGUCAACCAUAUAGACAAGCUAUCUUAGUUACAUCGAAUCAUAUUGAUAGAAGAGACCGUUUGGGAGGAUUCCAAUCUUUAUGUUCUCACUUUCCAUUUUAGCCACAUACAUGGUUGUGAAAUAAUACGCCCAUUUGCAUUUUUAAGUAAAAAUUUGCCUGUAUUUUCUUGCUAGACAGACAGAGAAAUUUUGAAACCUCCUGGAGCUCUUCCAAGCUUCGGACGCCAUGAACAUUUAUAGUGUAUGAGAUGUUCCAUUUUUCUGAUUGAGUUGAAUGUUAGCAAACCAUUAAGAUAACUUUGGGUUUUCGAAUUUUAAGGGAGCAACAUUUAAUAUUCUAUAUCAAAAUCAAUUACAGUUCAAAUUUAUGGAUGCCAAAACUAGGCUAGCUUUCCCACAAAUUUUCAGAGGAAAUUCUAAACUCUGAAUCGAUCGUUACGGUGCAUUCGGCUUGUUGAGGUGAUUACACAGAGCCGGUUUAAAACCAUUUUAAUGUUAGAAUAAAAGGCUCAUA